Messenger RNA from Metarhizium robertsii ARSEF 23, 1407 nucleotides. Its product is annotated as restless-like transposase. The record is from RefSeq and is a predicted model, not a curated record. Lineage: Eukaryota; Fungi; Ascomycota; Sordariomycetes; Hypocreales; Clavicipitaceae. Bases 1 to 1407 code for a protein of 468 amino acids. The transcript has a single exon.
AUGUUAGCGUCAACGUCUCUUACACCAUCCCCUGUUCCCACGUCGCCCGCCUCAACGACAUCACGUACUUCUACGCCCUUCUCCGCCCCAGCUCAAUAUGACGAAGCUCCAGAUGAGUUCGUUCAGGACGGUAUCACGUAUGUGAAACGGUCAAUGAUCGCAAAUAAAGGAUCUCGUCUAUGUUCAUCACAUAUCUGGAAGUAUGGCCUUCAAUACAUUCGAAGUAGUGAUAAGAAAGCGGUGUACUUCUGCCACGAGUGUACGGUUGGAAAGUACAAGCAAGAAUUAUUUGUUAUCAACGGUACUUCUAAGGCUAGAACUCAUCUUGAGCAGAAGCAUCAGAUUGAUACCAAGACUGGUAUCAGGCGAAGUAGUUCCGUACAGAAGUCGGUACUGGAUCAACAGAAAGAUGCAGCAGCUUCCAAUACCUUCUUCUGGAAGGACUCAAUUGAGAGAUUCCAAGAGCUUCUAGUCCGUUGGAUUGUGUACUGUCACAUUGCCUUCUUUCAAUUGGAGAACCAGUAUUUUCGUGAAUUACUCUUCUUUUUAAAUCCAGCACUAAUGAACCACCUACCGAAGGCCGCCAGAACUAUUCGAAGCUGGGUAAUGAAUGCUUUCAUAUCGAAGAAGCAACAGCUAAGAGAGGGUCUCCACCAUUCGCGGAGUAGAAUCUCAAUAUCCUUUGAUCUCUGGACUUCGCCAAAUCCUUACGCUAUCCUAGGCGUCGUCGCCAUGUGGAUCGAUGCUACCGGCAAGCGAAGGUCUACGGUUCUAGGGAUGCGACGCGUCUACGGUGAACACACUGGCGAGAAUGUUGGAUCAGUUGUUCUUGAAUUACUGAAAGAAUACAACAUCGACGGAGACUCUAUUGGAUACUUCAUGCUAGACAAUGCUUCGUCAAAUGACACCGCUGUUGAGACUAUACUUAAGGUGCUUUGUCCGUGGAUGGAUGCAAAACAACGUCGCCAUCGCCGACUUCGCUGCUUAGGCCAUAUAAUCAAUCUCUGUUGCCAAGCAUUCCUCCUGGGCAGGAACUGUGAGAAAUAUCUGGCAAAGCUUGAAAAACAUCACGUGCGCGGAGAUUUUGCAAAGGUAGAAGAACUGUGGAAGAAAUUUGGAUGUUUGGGCCGCCUUCACAACCUGGUGCGAUACAUCAGGCUGACACCACAGCGCCGCGAAGAGUUUGCUACAAUAGUGAUCGGCGGCGAUCUCUCUGCAUUCGAUGGGCUCGAGUUGAUUCAAAAUAACUCGACACGCUGGAAUUCAUGGUUUCAUUCAAUUACACCUGCAUUGAAUGUUCGAGAACGCUUGGAGCUCUUCACGUGCAUUGAACGUUCGAGAACGCUUGGAGCUCUUCUCCGCUCGCCAUGUACCCACAAAGGGCUCUCGAGGGAUUGCAAACUUUAA